ACAACAAUCGCCCACCAUGGCGUGGUCCAAGUCGACGCGCAUCAGCAUUAUGCUGGCUAUCGAUGUCGUCUUCUUCGUUACUGAAUUGACCGUCGGACUGCUCGUCAAAUCCCUGGCCCUGCUCGCAGACGCCUUUCACAUGUGGCUGCGUGCCGAGAUUCUCGGCGCCUUCUUCAACGCCGUCUUCCUGAUCGCGCUGUGCGUGUCCAUUAUUCUCGAGGCCAUUUCCCGAUUCUUCGACCCUCCCGAUAUUCAAAACCCUCAGCUCAUUCUCAUUGUUGGCUCCAUUGGUCUCGCGUCCAACCUUGUGGGCUUCCUGGUGCUUGGUGGUCACGGCCACGACCACGGACACGGAGAUCAUGAUCACGAUCACGAUCACGGCGACGGCGAACACGACCACCACCACUCUCACGAACAUGCUGCCGAGGAAGGCCGAGUCACGGUCGCCGACCGCACCAAUUAUGCCAUUGCCAACGAUGACGGGCCAGCCAUCGAUGUUCUGCCCGAGGUCGCCGUCGCCAGGGCCACCGAGGGCGCUACGACCACGCCUCGCCGCAUCAGGUUCGACAGCGAGUCCGAGUCUCCCAGCAACCGCGGCCCUAGUAACACCAGGGGUCGCGAGAGGGAGCGCCGCAGGGCCAGCAGUCUGCGCCAUUCGCGCCUCACGAGCAUCGACGACAUCAGCAUCUACCCUUCCAGUUUCCGACAGGAGAUCAUCGACGCCAGCCGGCCCAGGCCCAAGGACAUGGACGGAACCACCGACGAGAGCGAUGUGGAGGACGGCGCUGUUCAAGAUGGCGAGUCUAGCGAGAACACGCCUCUCCUGAGCGACGGCAACGGCAACACAACCUACAAGAGCACUUCGCGCCACCGGUCCUUCAACGGUCGUCCUCGCAGGGACUCGAGCCUGCACUGCGAGCACAACCACAACAAGCCGAAGGACCGCAAGAAGGGGGGAGGUCACGGCCACAGCCACGGUGACCUCGGACUGAACGGUCUGAUCCUGCACGUCAUCGGCGACGCGCUCGGCAACGUUGGUGUCAUGGUUACCGCCCUGAUCAUCUGGCUGACCGACUGGCCCGGCAAGAUGUACGCCGACCCGGCCGUGUCUCUCUUCAUCACCCUCAUCAUCCUCAAGUCGGCGCUGCCCCUGACCUUUGCCACCUCCAAGAUUCUGCUCCAGGCCACGCCCGACCACAUUGAUCUCCAGGACAUCCGCGAAGACAUUGAGGCUCUGCCCGGCGUCGUGAGUUGCCACCACGUCCACAUCUGGCAGCUCUCCGACACCAAGAUUGUUGCGUCGAUGCACGUCCAAGUCAGCUUCCCCAUCUCGGCCGAGGGCGGCGAGAAGUACAUGGUCCUGGCCAAACGCGCCCGCAAGUGCCUCCACGCCUACGGCAUCCACAGCGCCACGAUCCAGCCCGAGUUUCUCUCGAGCGCCGAGAACGCCCUCAUCGAGGACACGGCCGCCCUCGCCCUUGACGGCGCAGGAGAUCACGUCAUUGUCAGGAAGACGUCCUGCCUGCUCGAGUGCGUCGACGACUGCGUCGGCAAAGGCUGCUGCUCCACCGGCACCACCGUCGCCGGCUCCAGCCCCCAGAGCCACCACAGUCACAGCCCCGGCGAGUCGCCGCACAGGCACUAG
Verticillium alfalfae VaMs.102 is the source of this 1645-nucleotide messenger RNA. RefSeq names its product zinc/cadmium resistance protein. Bases 17 to 1645 code for a protein of 542 amino acids. Gene Ontology annotation, biological process: intracellular zinc ion homeostasis; zinc ion transmembrane transport. Gene Ontology annotation, molecular function: zinc ion transmembrane transporter activity. The transcript has 2 exons. Lineage: Eukaryota; Fungi; Ascomycota; Sordariomycetes; Glomerellales; Plectosphaerellaceae. The record is from RefSeq and is a predicted model, not a curated record. Gene Ontology annotation, cellular component: membrane.